UAUAAAUUAUAAUUCGUAUUGUUGUCCGUGAUUGUUAUUAUUCGUUAGGUUUCCGUAUUCCGUUUAUUGUUUAGUCAUCGCAAUGUCCUUCAUUAAGUACUACUAUUUUUUACCCCAUUUUUUCUACGUCGAUAAAAUAUUUUAAUAUUAUUAUUCGACACCUCAAUAUCACCACAGAAAUGUACGUACUGCACUCGAUUAAAUCAAUUAAGAAAAAUGGCUUUUUUUUCAUUGUGUAAGUGCAUCACAUUAUUUAUUCACAUAUCAUAUUAUUGGCUAUUGCGUCAUAUGUUACAAAUUGAUUGUCGUAGUCACAAAGUUUUUAUUUUAAUAAAUAUGAAAUACUUUCUGUAGAUGGAAGAUAAAAUUGUAAUUCCUUUUACUCUAUUUCUAUCUUUGAUUUGUUAAAAAUAUACUAAUAAAGUAUUUUAUAUAAUUUUGAAUAGGUAAAUAAUGAAUUGAUGAUUCUUUUAAUUAACUUAAGUUAAAAUCAUAAUCCACCUUUAACUAAUUGUAGUUAUUAAAUUAGUAUUAUUAAACUACAUAAAUAUGAACAUAAAAUUAAUUUUUCCCAUUUAAAAAAAUUAUUUAAUUAAAGGCUAAUAUAUUUAUUGCAAAAUUAAUCCAAUAUAAAAACUUAAUUCAAAACUACAAUUAAUAGUUCUGAUUAUCUUUCUGCAUGUAAUGGUACUUUCUUGUCCCAUAACAGCAUAAAGAACUAAUAAUAACAUGUUUAUUUCAUCCGUGUCGCCCAAGAAAUCUAUAAAUCAACAAAAAAAUGUUUGUUCCAAAAAUACCAAAAAGUUAGUGGUUGAAUUUCAAAAAUCUGACGAUGAUGUGUACUUGUUUAUCCAUAUUUGUACAUACAUUUUCAGAUAUCUGUUUGAUAGAUUUGUUUAUGGAUCACACAUAGACAAUUAUACAGAUAUUAAUUUUUUUUUCUGUUUACUUUUAUUGGUUUAGUUUACUAUAAUUUUUAAUUUAAUUUAUAUAUAUAUUAUUAUAGAUUUGAACUCACUAUCCUCUAUCACAAGUGUCAAUGUGUUUAUUUUUCGUGUAAAAAAUUAAUAUAUACACUGUUGUUGUUAACAAAUAAAAAUUAUUAUUAUUACUAUUAUUUCCUUUUAUUAGUAUAAGCUGUUAAUUGUUUUUAUUUAUAGUUUACAAGAAUAAUAAGGCGUCCUCAAGUACAUCAAAUAGGAGUAAUUUGUUAUCAAAAAUGAUUAAUCAAGACUCAAUUUUACAGGUAAAUUAGUUAAGGUAGUUAAUUUUGAAAAUGUUAUUUACUAUAUUUUAAUUAAAUUUUAUUUUUUUGGUGUUUCAGGAAAAAUUAGAAAAACUAGAGAAACAAAAGGUUGGUAACAAUAAUUUUGUAAAUUGUGUAUUUUUAAUCUAAUCAGGAUUGAAAAAUUGUACAGGAUUUAAGAAAAUUAAAUCUUCUAGAAGAAGAAAAAAAUUUUAAAAAAUAUGAAGAAAAUAAAAUUCGUCAACAUCAAAAUAGAAACACAAAUUAUAAAGUAACUAAAAAAUAACUUCAUAAUGUUCACUAAACAAUAAUAAAUUUGUUUUUCACUGUUUUUUUAAAGAAGUUAGUAAUCAAAGGUUUGGCAGUUGUAGUUUUAAUAUUAUAUUUCUUAACUAAUGCAGGAUUUUUCUAAAUAGAUAACAAUUUGAAUAUUAAAAUUUAAUAAUUCCAGAACUGUAUUAAACCCGACUUAAUUUCUAUCUCUAUAAUUUCUUGGUAGAUGUGCAAAGUUUCCGAUUUCUAAAUGUAUUUUAAACUAUAAUUACAUAUAUUAUUUUAAAGUAAUUUGAUAACCUAGAAGGUAACCAUAUUGUUCUUAUGUAUAGAAAUUAAAAUAAAUUAAAUAUCUUAUUUUAUAAAUAGUUGGCAGAGUAUUUGAUUCAAAUUCUUAAAGUACUUAUAUGUUGGUACCUAUUUUAGAUAGGUUUUACAAUGAUGUUUACAACUUUUCUACCAAAAAUUUUGUUCAGAUUUUUAAAUGUACACUUUUUCUGAAAAGAAAUUUGACUGGAGUGGUACUUAAGGGAGGUUAUUUUUUGAUUUUUCCAAAGAUUUUCAUAAUAAAUGGAAGAAUUUAUGAAAAUUAUUAUUAUCAAAUUGUAAAUGUUAUGGCCUUUCAAUACUUUGCUCAGAAUUGUUCUGUAUAAAUAUACAUUGAAUUCAAUUUUAUAUCCCACUAUCCCACUUUUCUAACUUCUUGCCUUCAACAGUAGUCCACCUAUCAUGCAAAGUAUGUCCGUCUCUUUAUAUAUAUAUAUAUAUAUAAAAGUUUAAAUUUCUAUUUAAUACUCAUAUUUAAAUUAAUAAUGUUAAGAAAAAAAAAUGUUUGUUAACCAAAUAAACAACUGUAACUAUGUACUAGCUAUUAUAUGAAUGGAUGUACACAAUGAGGAUAUAAGGUAUUCUAAACUUUUGUUGAGAAACCUAAAAUAUAGUAAACAAUUUUUAUUUGUCGCAAUUUGAAUUGUGCUGCUUUUAGAGUAUUGAUUUUAUUAUUAAAUUUAUUGUAAAUCUGUUUAUUUCACUUCAUAAUCAAUUGAGUUAAAAUUUUUGAACAGUCUUCUUCACCUUUAUCCCAACUAUUUGGAGCCGUCACCCUUGUUAUGUUAAAACGUUUUGUAUAUUCUAAAAUGUUACAUUAGAUAUAGUGGUUUAUUAUACACUUUUGAUUUUAAAUUAACACCAUUUAUUAAACAUUUCAUAAAAAGGUGUGAAAUUUUAGUUACAUAUUGACAGACACUACUGCUAUAAUAGCAGUUAUAUGGACAAUUUCAUAUUAUGUCAACACUGCUGUAGGAGUAAUUUUUCAAUAGUAUAAAAUAAUAAAAGACUGCCAUUUAUUACAGUCCUCACUAUCAUUUUAUAUAGAUUUUGAAUGUAGGUAUAGUACAACAGUACAAAUUACAUUAAAAGUAUCUAUCAAUAUGUUAAAUACAUUUUGGUGUUGAAAUUUUAUAUUUCCAACUACCUGUUAAUGAGAUAUUCCACUUUUUAAAUUUAAAGUUUAUCUAGAAGAGUAAUGGAACAUAAUUUGUACUGUAUGGACAUUUAAUAAUACUUCACUACUCAGCCCCUAUUUUCACCUAUCUAAAUGUUCCAGUUGAUAGAAAUUCAAAUUUCAACACCAAAGUAUAUUUAAACUAAAACUUCUUCUAUUUAAGGAAUAAUAAUAGGUUAGGUAUUAUUAAUAGUAAUAGUUAAUAUAAAUUACUAUUUGAAAAUAAAAAGUUUUUAGUGAUAAUUUCACCCCCAAAAAUAAUAACAAUAUAAUAUUUUAGUAUAUAUAUAUAAUUUUAAUAAGUUUUUACAUAAGUCAUUUUUUGAAAAAAUAAGUAUUUCAUGGAGAAUUUGACUGUGACAUGAUAUUCGUAAGAUCCUGUGUAAUAAUACAAGUCUAGACCUGUCUAUUUGAAAAAUUUUUUUGAUUUAACGUUGCAACCAAAUAAUGGAAUAAACAAUGCAAUACGGAUCAGUUAGUCAAGAGAACGCCAUACCAACAUCUACUGUCUUUGUCUUACAAACAUGAGGCAUACCAAAUUUGUGUUCAGUAGGACACAUUUUAUGUCAUGAGUUUUAAUAGCAAAUUAAAGCAAAUUGACCUAUUACCAAAAUUAAAGGUAAGAUGCUACGUGCUAUAAUGUUGAUGAUUUUUCGAUAUUUUAAUUUUUAAAUGAGACAUGAAUAUGUUAAAUAUCACAAUUUAAAAAUGAUUAUAUCUUGCUUAAAAAUUCAAAUAUCUAAAAAAAAACAUCAACAAUAAGGCAUAAAUAAUCUCGUUACCUUUAAGUUUGAUAAUAAAUUAAUUUGCUUUAAUAUAAAACAACAGCACAAAAUAUUUCCUAUUGAACGUAAAUUUGCUAUGUCUCACGUUUGUAAGAAGGAGAUAAUAUUUAUCGGUGUAGUAUCCUCUUAAUAAUAACAUAUUCAUAUAUUUUUAAUUUGUUUUAUAUUAAUUAUUACAUAGUUUAAAUAUUUAUUUUUUUUAGAUUCUGAGUGGAGUGAAGAAGCUUAUAGUUUUACAAAGAUAUUUAUUAUUAUUAUUAUUUUUUUAUUUGUUAAUAUCUUUUCAACCAGAAGACUUGCUCGGAUUUCUAAGUGUAGUACUUUUUGUGAAAAGAAAUUGGUGUGGAGAGGUACUUUAGGGAAGUCAUUUUUCAAUUUUCUCAGGAGUUUUCCCAGCAAAUGUGAAAAACUGAGAUAAAACAAGGAAAAAAAUUGGGAAUAUUGGUACAACAUUAAACAAAUAUAUAAAGCCUAUUUAAUUAUUUUACUAUAAAAUUACAUAUAUAUAUAUGUAUUGUUAACAAAGCAUCACUAUCAACUGAACUUCGCUCAAAUUGUUUUUUCAUAAGCAUAAGUUUAUCAUUAUUUAUAGGUUUACAUUAAAUUAUCUAUAACAGUGGCUGCUUCCGUCCCCAUUAUCCUAGGACCUUUCUUUAUAUCUGUGAACAAUUUGUUAACCAAAAAUCUUCCUCUGAUUUUCAAGUAUAGUAUCUUUUCUGAAAGAAAAUUUUAUCAGGAUAUAGUACUUUAAGGAUGUCAUUUUUGAUUUUUUAAGCAAUUUUCAUAAUAAUUGGGAAUUAAAGUAAAAACGAGAAAAUUUACAAAAUGUAUUAUUUUCAAUUUUGUUAUUUGAUGUAAUUCAGUUAGAAAUUUUCAUAAAUAAACUUGAAAUUUGGACAGAAAACUUAUACUUGCCUUUUCGAGGUAAAAUUUUCUAAAUAUUUUAACUGUUUGUAGAUAUUUUAACUUUGCGAGUUUUUACUUAUUUAUUAUUCGGUAGGUACUCUGUGGAUAACUAAUAAUUGUAUUUGCUAUUUAUUUGUAUUUAUUAUUUAGCGUAUUCAAUUUUUAAUAACUGAUGAAGAAACUACCAAUCAGUUAGUAUCUUCAAUUCAAAAAGAGAAUCUACAAAAACAUGAACAACUUUUGCAUCAUUUAAUAGAAAGUAUUAUUUUCAUUAGUAGUUUUACACACUACAUUUUAUAAAACAUUAAUAAAUUCAUGAUUUCAGUUGAAAAUGCGUCCUACAAAAUAAUAAAUGAUACACUUAAUUUUAAUCGCUCAUUUAAAAUGGAUUAUGAUGAAAAAUAUAUAAAAUGUAAUUCAAUUAAAUGUGAUCAAUUAAAUCUGAGAAAGUAAGUAUUUUUAAUCAAAUUAAAUGCUUCAUUAUAAUUUUUAUUUUCAAUUACUGAAAACUCCUCAAAUGAUCAAAAAAUGAACUUCCUAAAGUAUCUCCCCAGUCAGAUUUCCUUUAAAAAAAAGUGUUAUCAUUUUAAAUUUGAGCAAAAUUGCUAGUGGAAAAAUUUUCUACAGAAAAAAAAAUAAACAUAAAACAAAUACAUUCCUUGAUUCACUCAGAAUUUAAACUAUUUAAUAACAAACACAAUUUUCAUUUUAAGCCUUGAAAAUCAUUUUAGAUUUUAGAAUAAAGCAUUUAUUGGUUUUACUAAGAUAUUUAUUUAAUUUUUUUUUUUUUCAUAAUAUGUACACAAAUUCUAUUAGAAAUUUUGCUCAGAUAUAUACGCACGAUUAAGUUAGAUUAGGUUCCUUAGGCACCAUUUCUAAAAGGGAAUAUUGUCCAGAUGAUACUUUUGGGAGAUUAUUUUUUUAAUUUUCCAAGCGGUUUUCGUAAUAUCUAGGAAAAACCAGGAUAAAACUUAAGAAAAACAGUAAAUUUAUAAAAAUAAUGCUUUUAUUAUUUUUCAAUUUUUUUUUGUUGUUACUCAGUUCAAAAUAUUCUUAAUGACUUAUAAUUUGUACAAAAAACUUUUAUUUGCCCUUUCUAGAAAUGGUAAAAUUUUCAACAAAUUUAAGCCAUUUUUGAGCUUAUUAUAGACAUUUUAAUUUUGAGAGUUUUGUAUGUAAUUUUAUUUUGGUAGGUACUUUGUAUUAAAAUUUUUAGACUUAACUGAAAUGUUUAAAAAUAUAACAUGAGGAAUAUUGAGUCUUACUUUAUGGUCUAAAAAAGAAAAUUUGAAUUUAAUGUAGUAUUUUUUUUUUAUAAAGAAAUUUUAAUAUACAAUUUUGUUGAAAACCGUAGACUAAAAAACUUAUGUGGAACAAAUUCAUUUUUCAAUUUUUUUUUCUUUUUAACAUAUAUGUUGCCGAUUUAAGAAUGAUGGAGAAGUCAGAAAUUAUAGCUUUUUUAAAGUUCUGAUAUUAUAUGUAUGUUAAAUAAUUAAAAUUGUCCUCUCUAAAGUAUAUUUAUCGUAACUGAAUGUUUAUAUAUAAUCAUUUUCAUCCUAGAGAUCGCGAACUAAAACCGAAAAAAAAAAUGUUUUAAUUUUUUUCCCUUUUUGCCUAAACAAAAUAAAUGUAUUUUCAUUUCGGGUAUACCUAUAGACACAGGCCAUCCCUCGCUCAGACUAUUUUAAUCUCAAAAUACCCCUCGAUUUUUUAUGCAAACUUAUCUACCCAAAAUUUUUCUCUUAUGUAUCAAGUGUAGCUUAUUUUCUGAAAGGAAAUUUUUUUGAUUUUCCCAUGAGUUUUCCUAAUAAAUAGGAAAAAAAAUUUUUUUUUUUUUCUGUAGACAACUUUUCUUCCAAUUUACAACGAUAGCACAUCUUCUAAAAAGAAAUCUGAUUAGGAAGGUACUUUAGAAAACUUUCGGUUUUCCAAGAGUUUUCCCAGUAAAUGUGAAAAACCGGGAAAAAACACAAGAAAAUUGAUACAACAAAACAAAUAUUAUCAAAAAAAAUUAUAUAAUGCCUACUUAAUUAUUUUACCAUAAAAAUGUUGACAAAGCAUCACUAUCAACUGAACUGUGCUCAGAAUCAUUUUUUCAUUAGCAAUGGUUUAUCAUUGCUUACAGAUAUACAUUAAGUUACCUAUAACAGUGGCUGUGCCCAAUCCCAUUAUCCAAGGACAUCUUAUUAUAAUUUAUUUUAAUUAAUACAUGUUUAUAUUAUACAGCAAAGAUAAUGAUUAUACAUUAAAACUUGAACAACUAAUUGAAGAAGCAAAUUUGCAAAGGUGUGUUCUUGUUAACAAUGCAUCAAAUUGUGAUUCAUCAAAAAUGGAAAAAUUGACUGAUCUUCUUAACACCAGUAAUUGUUACCGUCAAGUUUUAAAAGAACAUUUAAAAAACAUGUACAAUCAACUAAAAUAUUUAACAGUUGCUGAAGUACAAAGGAAAAAUUUACAGCUCAAUAAACAAAUAGUACAAUUAAUUACACAUUAACAUAAUAUCCUUUAUUAUCAAAUACAUAUAACUUUGUCUAAAACAAAAAAACCUUUGAUUUCUUGUAGAAUAAUUUAUCCAAUGAACGAAUUACAUUAACACAGAUGCUUGUAGAUUUUAUUGACAAAAAAAAUCAAAGUCAAAAACGUCUAAUUCAAGAAUUAGAAGCUCAAAAUGUUGAAUUUGUAAGUCAAAUAUCAUAUAAUUCAGAUACCUACCAAGUUACAAAAACUUUGUUAUAUUGUUAUUCUAUAUUUAGCUGUAUUAAUAAUCCCUAGUGUUCCCUUAGGUUAUACUUCAUUAACGUUGUAUACUCCAAAAAUUUUAGAUUUUAAGUGGAGCGAAGAAUAUAUUGGUUUUACAAAGAUUUUUUUUUUUUAUAUGAACACUUUUUCUACCAAUAAGCUUAUCCCAGUGUAUAUGAUAAAGACCCUUUUCUGAAAGGAAAUUUUCUUGGGGUGGUACUUAAAGAAAGAUCAUUUUUGAUUUUCUCAACAAAUGUAAAAAACGGGGGAAUGUAUGAAAUAUAGGUAUUAGUUGAAAAAAUAUUACGGCCUCUUUUUUCUUGUGAACAACUUUUCUACCAGUAAUUUUUCUCAGAUUUACAAUGAUUACUUUCUAAAAGGAAAUCUGACUGGAAAGGUAUUUUAAGGAUGUGAUUUUUUUUACUUCCAAAGUGUUUUUCCAAUAAACUAGAAAAAACUGUGAAAAAAAAUAUGGGGAAAAUAAGAAAAUCGGUACAAUAUUAAAUAAAUAUUAUUAAAGAAAAUACAUAAUGCCUAUUUAAUUAUUUUACCAUAAUAUGAUAUAUAAUAACAAUAUAUAUUGUUGACGAAGCAUCACUAUCAACUGAACUGUGCUUAGAAUAAUUUUUUCGUUAGCAAUGGUUAAUAUUUUUUUUUUUAAUCUUAAGUAUACUAUAUAAAUUUCAAUGAAUUUGGGAAGUUAUAAAUAAUACAAUUUUAGAUUCUGAGUGAAGAAGGGGUGUAUUAGUUUUACAAUAAUUGUUAUUUUUAUAUUUUUUUUCUGUGGACAAUUUUUCUACCAAAAAUUUUGCUCAAUUUAAAAUGAUAGUGAUUUUUCUGAAAGGAAUAGAGCAUUUAUAAAAUACAGUGUGCUAUGCCACACAAAUUAUACUUUUUUUUUUUCAUGAUAGAAAUGCAAAUAUUAAAAUAAAUCAUUCAUUCAAUGCUUAUUAAAAAUCACUUUUAUAUAUAUAUAUAUAUAUAAUAGGUUCAUUUGUUCUAAAUUCAAUCAGAAUCGUAAUUAAAAUGUGAUGUGUAUAUUUUUUUGCUGUUAUAAGUGUGAGACAAAGAAAAAAAACAAAAUACGAGUAGGACACCAAAAUCUAAAGCAUAUAAUAAAAUAUCAAGGUCAUAGUCUAAAACUUAAUUUAGGUAAUGGCAUAUGAAUUAAAAUUGCCCCUCAACAAAAUGUAUAAGUACAUCACUGUUAAUAACAUUUAAAAACAAGACUUGCAUAAUUCACAUGAUAGGUGGGGCACUGUUGUAGGUAAAAAAUUAGGGAAGUAUGAUAUAGAAGACAAUUUAAUGUAUAUCUAUACCCAACAUAUAAUCAUUUGCUAACGAAGAACGAUUCUAAGGGAAGUUUUGUUAUAAAUAUUAAAUUAAAAUUUUUAUUAAAAAAAUAAUUCUGCAUUACACUAAAAUUUUAAUAUUCUGUUAAAUUGUCAAGCAUUUCUGUUUGGUUUAACAAUUUUGUCUAAAAAGUACCUACCAAAUAAAAAUUAAAUAUAAACUUGCAAAAUUUAAAUGUUUAUUAUAAGCUUUAAAAUUGGUAAAUGAUUUAGAAAUUUUACAUGUCUAGCAAAGGCAAAUGUAAGUUUUCUGUCUAAAUUUCAAGUAUCCACAAAUAUUUUUAACUGAAUAAUCAUAGCAAAAUAUAAAAUUAAAAAUAAUACAUUUUCUCUUUUUCCUAUGUUUUUCCCAAUUAUUAUGAAAAUAGCAUGAAAAAAUAUUCUCCUUGAAGUACCACUUAUAUAAAAUUUCCAUUCAGGAAAAGUACUUCACUUGAAAAUCGGAACAAGAUUUAUGGUAGAAAAGUUGUUUACAAAUAAAAUAAAUAAUAAAUUAUGUUUAUUAACAUUCUAAAACCAAUGCAUUCCUCGCUUCAUUCAGAAUCUAAAACUGAUAGUAUGUAUAAUCCUUCAAUAUAUAAAAUUAACUUUUGAACAGUUUUAAAUUCAAUAUAGUAAAAAAUGUAUUGAUUUUACUAAGACAUUUUUUUUUCCUGGAAAACAAUUUUUUUCAUUUUAUUAGUUUUAUAUAAAUAAAGUUUAUUUUUAUCAGUAAAAAUAUACAAAAGUUUGAUACUACACUCAAUAUAAGUUAUACUCACGGUGUGAACAGAAAGUUAAGUAUAAUGUCAAUUGAGUUUUUUUUAGUGUUAAAACUUUUUUAAAACACAAGUAUUUAGAGUUAAACAUUAUUAAAUUUAACAAAAAAAGUUUUAACUGAAUUCUGCUCAAAAUAGAUUUUUUGUUCACAAUAAUUUAUUGUUGCAUAUAGUAUAUAAACUAAUGUGCCUUAAACACUAUUUUGCCUUUCAAACUAUCAACCUACAAAAGUGGCAUUCUUUGACCUAAUCAUGAUGUUAGGUUUAGUUUGUUUAUGUUCUUUUUUUUUUAUAUAGGAGACUGCUACGAAAUGGUUAUCACAGUAUUCAAAUCUAGUUAAUGACAUGCCCUCAGAGUUAAAGUUUUAUGAGAAUACUGUAAACCCAACAUUAUUACAUAGAGUGUGUUCAGCCGGAGGAAGUCAUCUUUUGUUAUUUAUUUUGGAAAAUGAACUAAAAUUACCACUGACCAAAGAAUAUCUUACAAAUGUUAUUAUUUUUAAUAAUGUUUAUUUAUUAUUAUUGGUAAUUAGCAUAGUAUUUUUAUUUUAUUAGAUGGGUGUUAAUAGCUGUGAAGAUCAAGAAAUAUUAAUUAACUCAUUGAAUAAUUUACCUGCACCAUCUGCUCCACAUGAAAAUGAAUUUACUCCAACAGCUCCAUUUUUAGAUGAGCUUGAAUGUAUUGUUUGCAUGGAAGCAAGGGUAAUUUCUAUAGUUAUUAUUUUAUUUACAAUAAUUCAUUUUUAUUCACCUCUCAAAAAUUGUUUGAUAGUUUAAUAUUUUAAUAUUUUGAAUUGAGUAUAUAAUUAUGCUAAGAUAGUCUAUUUUAGGCAGAAAAAAUUGAAAUAAGGAUUUAAUUGAAAAUUAUAAUUUUUACUGUAAUAUUUUAAUUGUUUACAACCAAUGAGAUUAAAAAGAGCAGUCAAACCUAUGACUUUAAAAACCAUUUUUUAUGCACUAAUUUGGACAAAUUAAUAUGGCAGCUUUGUAAAACAGAGAUAUCUUGUGAGGCCUAUCUGUUCUCUAGGAACGCGACCGCUUAUGUUAAAACUACAGGAAUGACCUAACCAUUCUUUAUAAUCUAUGGGUCAAACAGUAAACACUUCAAUCCAAUAUAGGGAAAUCAAUCACUUCUCCUCCAAUGUCACAGUAAAAUCUAGAGACUAACUAAUGUUCUGAAUUAAGGAACACACGGAUUAUAGCCAAAUAUUAUAAUCCUAAAAUGUUUAAAUUCCAUAUAAAUUUUUUAUUUUUAGUGUAACUAAUAAAAUAAUUUCAAACGAUGUAAGCCACACUAAAAAUAUGUGGUCUACAAUUGUAGACCAAAUAGUAUAAUCCAUUAUAAAAUAAACUUUAGUGUUUUAUUCAAAACUACAUUCUAUUUAAAUUAAUAUAAUCAUUUUUAAUUGUAUUUUUAAAUAAUUAUUACAUAAUAUUGUUAUUAUUUAUUUACAACAGUACAAAACUUAUUUAGAUAACAAUAAUUUAUAAACAAUACAUCACAAUUUGUACUGUUUAUUAUAACUUAUAACAAUACGAGUUAAUUUUUGUUUUUCAGUUUGAUGUUUUAUUUAUUCCAUGUGGACACUUGUGUUGCUGUUCAAAAUGUUCACAAAAAAUCACAGUGUGCCCAAUGUGCAGAACUCACAUUUUGAACAACUUGAAUAUUAAAAAUAUAACCUGAUUAUUUCUUUAUUGUUGUUUUAUUAUAAUGGGUAUAUUAAUAUAUUAGCUUUAAAUAUUCUUUAAUAUAUACUAUUUUUUUAUACUCAAAAAAUUAUUUAGUAGCAAUUUAGUUUUCAUUAAAUUUUAAUAUUUAUACUUGUAUUAUAAUUCAUACAUGAAGUAAUGUUAAAACGAACUUAAAUACAUAUAUUUUUUUAUUGGUUUAAUAAUUACAUAAUUUAUAAAAUUAAAUAUUAUAAAAAUCAUAAUUCCAUAUCAUCAUCUACUAGAUCGAUUACAUCAUCAUCUGUAUUCUUGUUUGGUGUUGACUUUUUAGUGGUAUCUUUCUUUUGUUGUUUUGUUGAUUUAAAGUCUAUAGAAAAAUAAUAAUUGAUAUUAAACAAUAUGUCUGUAUC
Molecule: messenger RNA, 11644 nt
Organism: Cinara cedri
Lineage: Eukaryota; Metazoa; Arthropoda; Insecta; Hemiptera; Aphididae
Source: the annotation of a GenBank genome assembly